UAAUAGAUUUACGUUAAUGAGGGCGUUGCUCAACCAAGUUUCCGGGUAAAACAUCAUAUAAAUAGGCUCUUCUCCAAAUCAUAAGAUACAACUGCUUAGAAUGCGAUUCAUAUACGUUCUGCUCUUGGCCCUUCUCGGCUGCGUCCUGCUUGCCCAGCAGGGUUACGGCGCUACAGGCUCGAGCACUGAGAGCUCCUCGGAUAGCACCAGCUCCAGCUCCUCGGACACCACCACUACCGCGACCUCUUCCUCCGACACAACUGAAGCCUCAACCUCUUCCGACACGACCACAGUGGCCUCGUCUGCCACGACUACCACCACUUCUUCGUCCUCGUCUUCGUCCUCCAAAGCGGCCGCCCGUCGUCGCAGGGCCCGUCGUCGUCGCCUGGCCCGCCAACGACGCAGGCGCCAACAGCGCCAACGACGCCAACAACGCCGCCGCCAGCAGCAGCGCAGAAGACGCCAGCAAAGGCAGCGCAGGGGAUAG
Messenger RNA from Drosophila mauritiana, 487 nucleotides. RefSeq names its product protein new-glue 1. The transcript has a single exon. The record is from RefSeq and is a predicted model, not a curated record. The coding region runs from base 101 to 487 and encodes 128 amino acids. NCBI's taxonomy places the organism in Eukaryota, Metazoa, Arthropoda, Insecta, Diptera, Drosophilidae.